AUGGAGGGCUCGAGCCAAUCACAAGAAGUUAAGGCUAAUACGCCGACUCCUGAAGUAGAACUCAAUCCACAAAGAAUAAAAGCAUUGAUGAAAAAAUUAAAAGAAGAAUUAGAAGCAAGUAAAACAGAAUCAGAUCCUAUCAAACAAAGAGAACACCUUGCAGUUGUUGAAAAGAUUAAAAGAGUUUUGGUUGCAUUUCAAGAAAAGAAACAAAAUGAACAACAACAGCAGCAGCAGCAACAACAACAACAACCUUCAAGGUCUAACAGUGUAUCUCAAUCAGAAAAUAAUCCAACUCCAAGUAAUGGAAAUCAACCAAAUUCAGCAUCUUCAAUAGUCAAUAAUCAAAUAAAUCAAUUACCUAAUUCCAAUUUGAACUCGCAGUCACAAACCCCUGUACCGCCUUCCUCAUCAAGUCUUUCUCAAGCACCAUCUAUAAUUCCACAACAACAAGUUCAAUCAUCAAAUACACAGACUCAACCUUCGUAUAUACAACCUUCCACGCAAAAUCCAUCUCAAGCAACACAACAGACACCAUUACAACCACAAUCACAAACUCAACCUAACCAAACGCAGCCUAUUCAAACUCCUCAAAUUCAGUCACCAAUUCCUCAAAAACCAAACUCAAACCCAAACGAUCAAAAAGUAACUAUAGAAAAAUAUCAAAGAGUGAAAACUGUAUUAAAAGAAUUAGUAGAUAAAGUUCAAUCUUUAACUAGUGCAAGAGAAAAAGAAACAGAUCCAAUUAGAAAACAAACAAUUGAUAAACAAAUAGCUGAAAGUAGAAGUUCUUUACAACAAUAUCAUAGAGGUGCAAUGUAUAUGAGAUCUGUACUUGUUGAAUCUGGAAGGUUGUCUGCUAAUUCAACUCCUGUAAAUGUUACAACUCCAAAACCUGUUGCUGCAAACGUUUCUCAACCAUCAGUAUCGAAUCAACCACCUGCAUCUUCAAAUCAAACAAAUGCUAAUAACAGUACAUCUAAUCCAGCUAUAAAACCCCAGACAAACACGGUAAGUACUCCUGCAAAAACGGAUACACCUUCAGUAAGUACUCCCAACUUUACAAAUUCAUCAAAUAUAAAUAAAAAAUCUGCUUCUCCGGUACCAGCAGUCAUUCCAACAACAAAACCACGGGUUCCUAAUUCUACAUCAACCAUAUUCACUCCAACUGCAACUACAACAUCCAAUGUUAAAACACCUACUGUCUCAAGAGUUGCAAGUUCGGUAAAAUUAUCAACUCCUACUCAAUCUCAACCACCUGUUUUAAAUAUUGCAAACCCAACAAUUAAACGACCAUUACUUAAUAAUCCAAUAAAUCUGAAUUCAACUACAAACCUAGUAAAUUCAUUAAAUUAUUUUCAAGAUUCUACAAAAACACCAACAAAUAUACCAGAUAAUGAUAAUAGAGUAUUAACAAAACGUAAAUUAAAUGAAUUAAUUACAAAUAUAUCAAUUGAUCAAGGAGAUUCCAAAACAGCUGUUGAUAAUGAUGUUGAAGAAAUUUUUUUAGAUUUAGCUGAUGAAUUUGUUAAAAAUGUAAUGGAAUUUUCAUGUAAUUUAGCAAAACAUCGAAAAUUAGAUAAAAUUGAUAUAAAAGAUGUUCAAUUAAAUCUUGAAAAUAAUUGGGGUAUAAAAGUACCUGGGUAUAUGUCUGAUGAAAUAAAAGCUGCUAGACGAUGGAAUCAAAAAUCAGAUAAGAAAUAA
Molecule: messenger RNA, 1704 nt
Organism: Lodderomyces pseudojiufengensis
Lineage: Eukaryota; Fungi; Ascomycota; Pichiomycetes; Serinales; Debaryomycetaceae
Exons: 1
Coding region: 1-1704 (567 amino acids)
Biological process (GO): RNA polymerase II preinitiation complex assembly; DNA-templated transcription initiation
Cellular component (GO): SAGA complex; SLIK (SAGA-like) complex; transcription factor TFIID complex
Molecular function (GO): DNA binding; protein heterodimerization activity; TBP-class protein binding
Source: RefSeq, a predicted model, not a curated record